Messenger RNA from Apodemus sylvaticus (European woodmouse), 1338 nucleotides. RefSeq names its product keratin-associated protein 10-4-like. The record is from RefSeq and is a predicted model, not a curated record. The transcript has 2 exons. Bases 1 to 1338 code for a protein of 445 amino acids. NCBI's taxonomy places the organism in Eukaryota, Metazoa, Chordata, Mammalia, Rodentia, Muridae.
AUGGAGAGGCAUCUCCAAAGUGAGCAGGAUGCUCUGCGAUGUGCUCCCCCUGUGCUGCACUGUGCUCCCCCUGUGCUGCACUGUGCUCCCCCUGUGCUGCACUGUGCUCCCCCUGUGCUGCACUGUGCUCCCCCUGUGCUGCACUGUGCUCCCCCUGUGCUGCACUGUGCUCUCCCUGUGCUGCACUGUGCUCCUCCUGUGCUGCACUGUGCUCCCCCUGUGCUGCACUGUGCUCCCCCUGUGCUGCACUGUGCUCCUCCUGUGCUGCACUGUGCUCCUCCUGUGCUACACUGUGCUCCCCCUGUGCUGCACUGUGCUCCUCCUGUGCUGCACUGUACUCCCCUGUGCUGCACUGUGCUCCCCCUGUGCUGCACUGUGCUUCUCCUGUGCUACACUGUGCUCCUCCUGUGCUGCACUGUGCUCCCCUGUGCUGCACUGUGUUCCCCCUGUGCUGCACUGUGCUCUUCCUGUGCUGCACUGUGCUCCUCCUGUGCUGCACUGUGCUCCCCUGUGCUGCACUGUGCUCCCCCUGUGCUGCACUGUGCUCUUCCUGUGCUGCACUGUGCUCUCCCUGUGCUGCACUGUGCUCCUCCUGUGCUGUACUGUGCUCCCCCUGUGCUGCACUGUGCUCCCCCUGUGCUGCACUGUGCUCCUCCUGUGCUGCACUGUGCUCCUCCUGUGCUACACUGUGCUCCUCCUGUGCUGCACUGUACUCCCCUGUGCUGCACUGUGCUCCCCCUGUGCUGCACUGUGCUUCUCCUGUGCUACACUGUGCUCCUCCUGUGCUGCACUGUGCUCCCCUGUACUGCACUGUGUUCCCCCUGUGCUGCACUGUGCUCUUCCUGUGCUGCACUGUGCUCCUCCUGUGCUGCACUGUGCUCCCCUGUGCUGCACUGUGCUCCCCCUGUGCUGCACUGUGCUCCCCCUGUGCUGCACUGUGCUCCCCCUGUGCUGCACUGUGCUUCUCCUGUGCUGCACUGUGCUCCUCCUGUGCUGCACUGUGCUCCCCUGUGCUGCACUGUGCUCCCCCUGUGCUGCACUGUGCUCUCCCUGUGCUGCACUGUGCUCCCCCUGUGCUGCACUGUGCUCCUCCUGUGCUGCACUGUGCUCUCCCUGUGCUGCACUGUAUUCCCCCUGUACUGCACUGUGCUGCACUGUCUCCCCCUGUGCUGCACUGUGCUCCCCCUGUGCUGCAUUGUGCUCCCCCUGUGCUGCAGUGUGCUCACCCUAUGCUGCAUUGUGCUCCCCCUGUGCUGCACUGUGCUAUUGCAGACUAAGGUGACAGGCAGGGGUCAAGUGGCCAUGGGCUUAAACUCUGGAAAUCAUGAGUUGGAAUAA